This is a messenger RNA of Girardinichthys multiradiatus, 11565 nucleotides long. RefSeq names its product SET binding protein 1 (gene setbp1). The transcript is spliced from 7 exons. NCBI's taxonomy places the organism in Eukaryota, Metazoa, Chordata, Actinopteri, Cyprinodontiformes, Goodeidae. The record is from RefSeq and is a predicted model, not a curated record. The coding region runs from base 2039 to 6568 and encodes 1509 amino acids. Gene Ontology annotation, molecular function: DNA binding.
CUAAAACUGAGCUUUUAUGCAACAGUGGGAUUAGCGUGAAAUAAAGGGUCAAAAUGUGGAAAACUGUUAGAUAUGGUGGAAGAUUUGGGUUGCUGUGAGUCUGUUUCUCUUCCAAAGGGCUUGGGGACAUUGUUAAGAAUGGACAUCAUCAUGAGGUCUUUGAAAUACCAGAAUAUUUUGAUUAAAUGUCUGGGCCUAGCCGCAGGAUAAUGAUCCAAAACAUAUAGAGAAAGCAACACAGAAAUGGUUCACCAAAAAUUAACUUGGUUCUGGGGUCAUCAUUUUGUCAGUAAUUUAACUUUUUAUUAUACUUGCAGCAUAUGUCCUUAUCAGUUAGAAAGCUGUGCCCCUUAGACAUGACAGGUUAAAGAGGGAUACAGAUGAGGGGCAAGGAGUAAAAUAGGAUUAAGUCAUUCAUUGUGUUUUUCAGUAACAAACACCAGUCAGUGUGUCUGCCCACUGUUAAGUAUAGUGGAGGUUCUGUGAUGGUAUGGGCCUGUUUCUCCUCCAAAGGUCUACUUUGUGUUGGCCUAUCACAUAACAUUUCAAUAACAUACAUUCAAAUUUAUGGCUGUAAUAUGAGAAAAUGUGGAAAACUUAAAUGGUUUUAUUACAUUUGCAAAGCAAUCUAAAUCCCUCUGACUAGUUUUAUGACUAUAUUAGAACAAAUUAGCAAAUUUAUUUGGCCUAAUUUCCACAUUUAUUGAAGCUACUUUGUGUCACUUUGUAUAAUUUAAAGCCAUACUAUUACAGCUAAAUCAUCAUUACCCUUUUAAACAUUUCACUUCCUUGUUCUAUUGUUCAUGCAUGUAUGUUAACCAGUUGAAGUAAUCAAUUUUCUAUUACCAGCAGAGAUGCAUGUUGUGCAUCUGCAGAGAAAGGCCCGAGCCCUCCCUCCCAUUUCGGUUACAUUAAACUAUCAGCAUGUCUCUGUAAGCUGUCUCCUUGGUGGAAAGCAGGUGGAGGGAGAAACGAGGGACGUGUAUAGGCUGUUUGCAGCCAGAAGGAGGCGAUGUCGAUCCUCCUCCUCCUCCUCCUUCUCGCCACUGCUCGUCUCAGUUUGGCCAGAGCUUCCAGUCUGCUGGGUGAGAUCAUUACCAGACACCAGGCUCCGGGACCUGACAUUCACCGAUUGGAAAAGCAGAGAGAGAGAGGGGCACACACACUCGGAGAUCGAGAGAAAACCUUGAUCCAGUGCAGCCGGCGACCUUUGGCGAGCUAUCCCGCGGUCUUCAGCCUCAGCUCCCCCGGUCCUCUGCUGCACAGACACGGCUCAAAGCGCGCUCUGUUGUCGCAGGAAAUCUUUCCCCCUUGUUGGAUUUUUGGCUUGUAGUCGGAUGCGGGCUGCUUGUUUUGACUGCAGUAACAGAGCUGCUCCCCCUCCUCCUUCUUCUCCUCCUCCUCCUCCUCCCCUCCUUCCAGCCGAGUAGCGGAUUUGCGAGGGAUCUCAGCGCCGACUCAAAAGCGAUCCCGCAAAGCACCGGGACACGCUCUCUGCACCGCUGCGGCUCUCCGGCUGCUCCCUCCUGCAGGAACCCCCGAUCGGUCAUCCUUUCUGACAGAACCUGGACACGACCACCAAGUUUCCUGUUGGAUUUUUUAAAAUCCUUUUCUUGCUACCUUGAUUCUCUCAUCGGAUCGCCUGCAAGUCCUAUUUUCCCCCUCGCCCCUCUCUUUCCAAAGCGCCGUUGACGCCAUUUUCCCCGGGGUUUUCUGUCAGAAAAAUCCAUCCACAUUUCUUCCCGGGCAGCGUUUGACAGCUCCCUGGGAGCCUGUCAUCCCAUCUUGUGUAAAAAUGUGUCUUGGCUAAAUGGAUUGUAAACGAUCUUGAUGAAAUAUUCACACGUUAGAGCCGACUGUGUGACAACAUUAGACAUGGAUUGUCCCUGGCUUCGCUGUGUUCCUUUGGGACAACGGACACAACCCCAGUAGCUGACUGACAGCACCAAGCAGCCCACCGGACCACUGUGCUGAAACUUCCCAUUGGCCGGCUGCCAGAGCUUCCCCCCCAUCCUGACUGGCUCUGGCGGGAGCGUGGAUGGAGCCGAGGGAUCUAGUUGGCUCCGCCCGACCCAAAGAGGCGGACCUUCGGGAAGGCAGGGCAGGGCCGAACAAGGAGCAUCAACUGGCGGCGGGAGGCACCGGGCUGGUGCACAGCGAUGAUGUGAUUAACGGCGCUGCCAGUGAGGGGGAGGGGCUAGAGGAACAGGGGGAGGGGCUUAUGGAGGAGCAGGAGUUUUCCAUCAAGGAAGCUAGUUUCCAAGAGGGAAGUCUCAAGUUGAAGAUACAGACCACCAAGCGCACCAAGAAGCCGCCCAAGAGCCUUGAGAACUAUAUUUGUCCGCCAGAGAUCAGGAUGACCAUCAGACCUCCGGCUGGAGAAGGCAAAGGGGGGCGACAAGGGCGGACAGGAGGCGGGGCAGGAGCAGGGCGGGGCCCCAAGGACGAAGAACGAGGUCCCCCGAGAAAACGGACUUACGAGCGCCAGUUCAGAAUGCCUGAGCAGAGAGACGGAGGUCUUCUACAGCUACUGGGAGAUCCCGCUCCACCCAAACACCAGCCUCACAGCUCCCUCCUCUCAAAUGCGCAGCAAACACAGCACGGCCUCACUCAUAAGUUCCAGCACAACCAUUCGCAUCAGCACCAAAUUGGUCCAGACUGGAUCACGUCUGUGGCGUCUUUUUCUUCCCCAGGCCAACCGGCCGACGCUGAGCCAGUUGGAGACUUGGCAGGAGGGAGCAGAGGUUCAUUGCUUGACCCGACGCAGCUUUACUCCCGAACGGCAACUCCAAGCCCGUCUCCCAAGAGAUCAAUGACUCCGGACCUGCAGCUACCAGUGGUUACAGAUGCCAGUAUUCUCAACCUCACCUCACUGAGCAGGGGAAAGGGUUUGCAAGAGGUCAGCGAACAGCUCUUUGGGAAUAUCAAGAGGAAGUACGGAAGGAAGGACGCUCAGAGGAAGGACCCCCAAAGUGCUGAUGCACCUUGGGGAAGGCAGUCGGAAAGAGGAUCGGAGAGCCCGGCUAACUCUGAAGAGAGGCAGAGGUACAGGCAAGAGGGGACAGCUGAACACUUCCAGGAAGAAAGGGAGGAACGAAGAAAGGAAGAACGAGAGCAGGGAAAUGCAGGGAGGAGAGGCGAUGAAGAAGAGAGAGGGAUGUCCAUGCAGGUGGAGGACGGAAAAGGAAGAAAGAGGCGGAGGAGGCCAUCAUUUGAUGAGUCAUUUUCCAUGGAUGAGCGGUCCCAGCAGCACACUCGGGAUACAGCAGAGAAGCCCCAGGCCAGACCCCCAGAACCUAAAAUAGCACAUAAGGUAGAGGCUCACAAAAAUGAUUCCCGUCUUUCAAGUCAGACUGAUGGCAGUGCAGAGAGGAUAGAAAAGGCAGAUAAAGCUGAUAGGAGAGAUAAAGGAGAGAGGGCAGAACGAGGAGAGGCAGCUACAUGUGGACCUGAGCAGGAAUCUGAUCUGAGCUCAAACAGGGUGAAGAAGAACCCUGUGGGUCGUCCCAAGAGCAUCACAGAUACCCUGAAACUCAGAGAGGCAACAUACAAUCAGAUCAACAAACCCAGUCUUAGCAUGAACCCCAGACUCCCCAGCCCCAGCUCUCGAAUUGGCUUGAGUCCAACUUCCAGCCCUAAAUCCAGGAUUAACAUCAGCCCGAGUCCAAGUCCUAGACCCAGGAUGGACCUGAGUCUGUGUUCAAACACUGGCAGCAGCCCUGCAGCCAUUUCCAGGCCAACCAAGGCCAAUGAAAGGUGGUCUUACCUGAAAGUUAAAAGUCAUACGAGUCUCACCUCCCCUCAGAGAGAGAGCAUGGGUAGCCCCUCUGCUCUAACAGAUCCGCCCUCUGCCUUCCCAAUCACCCCCUCCAGCCCGCUCUACACCAACACUGACAGCCUAACUGUGCACGCUCCCAUCAAGAGAAAACGCGGACGUCCCAAGAAGCAACCGCUCCUGACUGUUGAGACAAUUCACGAGGGCACCUCCACUUCACCUCCAAGCCCGCUGGCAAAGGAGUCAAACCUGGGGCUAAACCGCAGAAGAAAGAUGCACACACUGAACCCGCUAGUGCACGUGGCCUCCUCAUCUCCCAGUGAUGGUUCUAACAGCCUGAAAGUGAAGCGUGGGAGAGGUCAUCCCAGGACAGUGAAUAGGACGAAGCUUGGGAAAAUGCAGAGCAUCCUGAACGAGAUCCUCUCUGGAUCCAGUCAGAAUGGCUCCCUGGCUUUGAAGUCAGCCUCCGCUCCUGUUACCUCAGCCAUGAGUGCCAUGGCGACGACCAUUGAGGCUCGAUUGGGUAAACAGAUAAAUGUCAGCAAGAGAGGAACUAUCUACAUCGGUAAGAAGCGAGGGCGGAAACCCAGAGCAGAAACCCAAGGCUCCAUCUCCUUCAAAACUAGCAGGGACAAGCCACAGAUGUCUCUCUCUGCAUCCAGUCUUUACGACAGCCCUGCAGUGCAUUCCACCAACUCAUCUCCCAGUUCAAGUGCUCCAUCCCUGAGAGCCAGCAAUACAGACGCCACCAUGCCAAGUUUGCAGCCCAUCUUAGCCCUGCCUACCAAACCAUCGGGAAGAGGAUUUCUCUCAGGGGGCUGGAAACUUUCUCCCCCUCGUCUCCUGGCUAACUCACCCUCCCACCUGUCAGAGGGGGCGUCGGUGAAGGAGGUGACCCUCUCCCCCAUCAGUGAGUCUCACAGUGAGGAGACUAUUCCCAGUGACAGUGGGAUUGGGACAGACAACAACAGCACCUCGGAUCAAGCCGAAAAGGGUCCCGCCUCUCGUCGCAGGUACUCAUUUGAUCUUUGCGGGUUUGAAUCCCCGGAGGUUGCCGCUCUGGACACAUCCAACAGGGGCAGCAGACCACGCUGUGAACGAAAAGUUACUGCUGUAGACAGCUAUCUGUCGCAGCAGGAAAAGAAGCAAAAACAUAAUCGGAGGAAGAGGAAGUGCCUGCAGACCCGGGACCAUCUUCACUUUCUCUCUGAGCUGGAAGAGGUGGUGUUAAAGUUCCAGCAGCUGCGGAUAUCUCACAGGCUGUACACCUGCUACCCCCAGCAUCCAUAUCCGUCUAUUUUUCGGCUCAACUUUCACCAUUACUACCCGCUCAGCUACGACUCCUACGCCUGCGACUCCAGUUCGUAUCUGCGCAGGAGUGCCGAUCUGAAGGCUAAAAGGAGACGGGGCCGUCCAGCCAAAGCCGGCGAACCGAUCGCAUCCAAACUGCCAUUUGUUCCAGGAUAUGGCUAUUCGCUGGGAGGGGGGAAUUACUAUGCCGCGCCGUAUGCAAUGCCUUACCCACCUCCUCUGAAUUUAGGCUACUUCCCCCCAACGCCACCGUUUUACCUGCCCCACCACUCGCUUGGACCUACUCCUCCAUCUCCUUUCAUGAGGCCUGCUGUCCCACCUCCGAAGGCUUUCCACACGGGUGGGCACCCCAAACUGCAGGUGGGGGCUAAGAUUCGCAGUGCUAGUGGCCCACUGCAGGGCCCCGCUGUAAGAGCAGAGGCUCUGGGCUCCUUGAGCAGUGGAAGUGCUGGUCUCACGGGUGUUCGUCUUCAUAAGAGAAAGCACAAACACAAGCACAAGCACAAGGACGAACCUCUCCUUUCCCCACGGGACCGGCAGGAGUUAGGCGGACUUUUCAGUGGAGCCAAGACCAACGUGCGACUCAGCAUGCUGAGUGAGAGGAGGGACUUGGCUGGUCAGGGUUCCUCAAAGCAUCUGGAGAAGCAGAGGGGCAACACAAGAGGCCCAAACCUGGGAUCUGGCCUGGGGCUUUUUGAGUCGGACCAGCUGUCUGUGCGCGCUCUCUCCGACAGCCAGUUUCACUCCCGUCAGACUGCACAGCCUGUGAAGGGCUUCAUGAGCAGCUACAGCAGCCAAUCGCAGCGGUUGGAGUCAGCCUCUGACCUUUUCUCUGGGUUACGGGAGGAUGAGUGUGCUGGGAGGAGCAGAAGGACUAGUCUCACUGUCUUCGGGGAUCAGGGCUUAAUGUCUUUCCAAACUGCCCGGCAGGAGCCAGAGCAGAUGAACGAGUGCUCUAGUCCAGCCCUUACUGGUGUCACCGCUAAGAGGAGGUAUAAACGUCGUGAGGUGGAACAGAUACAGAAGGACGUCAGGAGGAUGCAUUCUUUGAACUUUGAUCAUGUGCAGAAGAUCCUCCGUGCCAAGCGUCUACAGCGACAAGCCAAAACGGGAAAUAAUGUCAUCAAGAGACGGCCCGGGCGGCCCCGAAAGCAGCCAUUAGAGGAACCCCAGCCUGCUGACACGAGGGAGGACAUUUGGGCGAAUGCUCAAGGUUUGGAUGUACUGGCCACCAGGAAAAGCGACGGGAGGACUUUGGGGAUGCCGGUCCUGGAGAGGUGCGAUAACCUGCCAGGUAGACAUAUCUUCAGGCCGGGCCUGAGCCUCGAGCCUCAGGAGCUCCCCAGUCACGACUCCAUCUCGGCGACAAUCGAGACCGUGGUGCAUCAGGCGCGGUCCGUGCCUCCUCCAGUGAAUAAAGAGGGCAAACGUAGAGGAAGGGGCCACAGCAGGGAUGAACUGUGGGCCCCUGGCAGUCAGUAGAACCGCAUGAAAAACAACCCCUGAACUAAAGGUAGAGCAGUUAUCAGAAUCAGAGCUGCUUCAGGCCUAAAAGAUGCAGUGCCCUCAAUUCGGGAACUCUUUGAUGCACUUUGAGUUGUUUCUCCUUUCCAGUUGGUAGUAAGGAGCACAGCGGGGUGGGGCGGGGCAGAGGACAAACAACAACCUCCAACAGUCUGCAAAAAGCCCUACCAGACAAGGGCCUUUCAAAGAUCCACCGGACCUUUCUUCACAUUGACUAUCUGUGGUACUCUUUGAUACUGAAUCUGAUGCUAUAAAGUGUGUGGUACUUAUGAUAGAGUAGGAUUUCAUGUGAUUCUUUAUGUAUCUGAUACAGUGACGUGUAUGGUACUUUAUGAUACAGUAUCUGAAUGUGGCUUUAGCCAUAUAUUUACCAGCAAACGGGAAGGGGGGGGUGGUUCAUAUAAAACUGUGCAGCUCUGCUUAUUUUUUGCCUUUUUGUGGAAGCUUGUGAAAGUCAUGCAGGAUAAUACAUCAGUAAUUAAACCUCCCUACCCUGUCUUUGAGUUUUUUUUCCCCCUCAUAAGGUAUUUUUCAAGGUUUCUCAACCCCUUUUAGAAGAACACUUCCUGGCAGCUCAUCUACCCUGUUUUACCCCUAAGAUUUACUCCUACUGAUGUUUUCAAUCUGCAGUCCUUGAGCUUCCUUGUUUUAGUCUGUUUGUCAUGUAUUUCUCCCCUCUUGCUCAGGCCUCUCCUGGGCAGGGAAUUGAAGGCAAUACGGUGGAUAAAACUUGUCCCCCGACUGUACAUAGAACUAAAAGUCCACUGUUGCCUGCCUUGUACAAUGGGAAAAAAACCAGCUCAAAGAUGUGUACUGGCUUCCAGUAUCUUAAAUAGAAUUGUAGAUAAUGAAAGUGUGUAUUGUUUUAUAACCAAAACCAGACAUGGGUGUGACUCAAGACAGGUAUGUUUUCAGACAGAAGAAUACCAUGUAUAUUCGUUCAUACGCUCAUUAUUGUGUUUGUAUCCCAGGGAUGGGGUAGGGAGGGAGCGUUGGAUAAAAUGGAAUGUCGGAUGUGUUUUUUGGUGAACUUUCAGAGUUUGUUAAAUGCACUAUGAAGAACCGUUCACUUGCAUCAAUCAGAAAGCAGGACUUACAUGCUUGUUCUAGCCUUAUGUGUUCUUUGUAUCCGCUGGUUUCGACGCCUGUUCCAGAGAGCAUGCGUUAUUUUUUUAAUCAAUUCGUAUAUGCAGGCCGCGCAGCCAAAAAGCAUUAAAACAAAACAAAAACAAAUUAAGCCUGAUUCAAAGUCGUGAUCGGAUAGUUCAGUUAACCCCCCCCCCCUCCAUCCUCUUUUCUGUUCAAGCUGAUUUCCGUAAAGCAGUUCCAGUGUUUUGAUUUUGAAACCAAAGUCUCAGUAUUCAGUGUAAGGAUGUAGUAUUUGAUAGUAUUAGAGUUUGGGAAACUCUCCACCACAUUGGCAGCAAUGUAAAGCAUUCCUAUGUGCACUGUAGAAUGUAGCCAUGUUGGAUCUCAGUGUCAGUAAGCCUUUUGUUUAACUCUUUUUCUUUCAGUAUAUGGCACUUUGGGUCAUGGUAGGAUUUUUCCCAGACACAAACAGAAGUUCAGUGUUUCUUUGGGAAUUUUUUCAGUCCGGCGGCUUCGGUUCUCCUUGGGCCGGGUGACAGUUUCAGUUACAGCAGCUCAACUUGUGCCUUAUGUUUCCUUUCUAUCACUGAUUGCAUUUGACUGAAGGAACAGAAAGUGGCAAGGAGUGCCCCCGAGAGAGUGACCCAAGCAUGUUCAUGAUUGUGCAUAUCGACACAUGUGUCUUAAGUCAUCAGAACCCUGACACUGCCUUUGUCCUUUCCCUUCUCUCUGUCUCUGGGCUUUCUUCUAGUUUUCUGACCCCGUAUCAUCCUGACAGAGCUGGAGGGGCUGGACUCGCUGUAUUUAAUACACAUCAUGUACUGACCUAAAAACCGCCAUGCAGCAGCAGGGGCGGAAACAGAAAAACCCACUGAGUCAGAUGUGCUUCUGUCCGGAGAUAUUGAUUCUUCUCUGUGUCUUUGAUGUGUAGUUGAAGAUCGCUUUUUCUCCUAACGAGUAAAAUAUCUGACAAAAGGAGGAAGAGAAGCAGCUGUCAGGAAAAAAACACAUUGGCGUAUAUUAUUUUCUAUGCAUCUGGUCAUGUAUCUGGCACUGACCUUAAAACAAGUUGAUGUUCCGGGUCCACCCCUUCGACAAAGAGAAAUAAGUGGUCUUAUUUGCUGAAUAAAGUGAAUCUGUGUGAAUAAUACCAAUAAUAAUUUGUAAUAAUGACAAUAAUAAUAGAGUUCUGCAGAAAGUGACUAUCAUUUCAAGAAAACUAUACUUACUGCCUCUCUAUGCAGUACAGCCUUAAGCAGAUGUAAAACUACAGUAUUGAUGUGUUUGUUGUAAAUCGUGUUUUUGUGUCCAUCGCUCAUGGAUACUAACAAGAAACCACCUCCUAAAGCCACAGUGCGCCAUCUGUCUCCCUCAAGACUGAAGCAAACUAAGAGAAAUGACACAAAUAAUGUACUUUGGUACCAGGCAUGGGUCGGUUCCCGGUUUUAAGGUACAUCAGUGCUCUAAAACGUUACGACUUUAAAUACCGUCAUACCGUUUUUUCCAUUUAAAGCCCUUUUAUUAAGAUUAGAUUGACCAGAUCAUGUGCAAUAAGCCCUUCAAAACAAACAGGUGUUUUAUGUUAUUUGCUUUAGUCUGUGUAUCAACAUCAAAAUAAUUUCUAAAUGCUUUACAUGCUAUCUUUACAAAAUAUCAAUAUGUUACAUUAUUUGAGUGUUUGAAGUAAAUUCUUUCUUCUCUGGGUGUAAAGCAAUCAGGCCAUGUUCUACCUUAAUGUUUUACAUUUUCUUGUUAAUAAUCUGAAACUGUGAUAUUUUUACUCAAGGCUAUCAUUAUUCCAGCUCAAUCAAUUACAAAGAAUGCUAAAAUAACCUUCCCUACUACCUUGUGAAAUGUCCUAAAGACCCGACCGUAGUGAACUCGACCAAAAAUAGGCAUCUCUGCCGACUUUCGGCUCCUUUUGCCUGCAGGUAGACGGUGCGUUGCUGUAGCGCGAAGAAGGGUUGUGUGUUGGGGGAGUUCUCAAAGGAAAAAGCCCAAAAUACUCUCAACCUAAUGUUAGUGUGCUUAACCUUGCUUUGGUAGAGGACUUUCUGUGGCUCUGCAGUCUGUUGUGGUGAAGGUUAGAUCUAUACCAGUGGGCCACUUACGCCUCCGUGUUGUGGUGGGGUGGUGGUCUCUGAUGGUGGAAUUAAAGGCCGUAGGUAAUGUCUGUGCUGUCCUGUCUGUUUUGUCUCUCCUUCUACCAGCCAAUGCUCCAGUGCCUUCCAACACUGACAAGUAUUAUCCUAAUCCAGAGCUUUCAGUUGACAGAGACUUCAGAGAGGAUGUGGUUGUGAGUGGGGGUCAUGCUCUCUUGUUAGCAACUGGUCUGGGUCUCUUGAUAAAUACUCCGAGAACGUUUUCACCUUUUGUUGCUUUAUAACCGCAAACUUGAAUGUGUGUGUUAUUGUUCAUCCUUUUUUUAGAAUUAUAAAUCUGAAAAUUGCGGCAUGCAUUUGCAUUCAGCCCCCCUUUGUAUACUUUGUAGAACCACAAUUCAGUUAGAUUUAGGUCUGGACUUUGACUAGGCCAUUAUAAUACAACAACAUACGUUAGUCUAAACCAUUACAUUGGAGCUCUGGCUGUAGGUUUUGAGUCCUUGUCCUGCUUUAAAGUGAACUUUUGCUCUGACUACCUUCCCUGUCCCUGCUGAAGAAAAGCAUCCCCACAGCAUAAUGCUGCCACCACCAUAUUUUACAAUGGGGAUGGUGUGUUGUUUCCCUAACUUCGGUGGAUUAUUUAAACUAGGUGACUUCUAAAUGCAACUGGUCUCAUUCGAUUUUAUUCAGGGGUAGCAGAGUGAAGGAGGCUGAAUACAUAUGCACGCUACACCUUACGGGUUUUUUGGGGGAACUGUUUUGAGAACCAUGUGUCAUUUUCCUUCUGCUUCACAUUUAAGAGUUACUUUGUGUUGCUCUGUUGCAUAAGAUCUCCACAAAAUACAUAAAAGAUUGCGGUUGACUUGUAAGCAGCGUUGGAGCAUACAUUAUGGUUAUAAAUGUAUGAUUGUGCCACAAUGACAUCAUGUAGGAUGAGAGAUACUGUCAGCUAUAUUCUGAUCUUAUUCCCCUGAUAGCAUGCAGUGAUGGGAGUCCUACACCUGGAGUGGGGGGGUCGUAUAACAGAGACAUAAAUGUUGUCAUCCUUCUAGCAUCUGUUUCCCAUUCAAAGCUAUCACAUUGUUCUGAACUGAGAGUGUAGACAAGGCAUUGAGAAAACCAAUAAAUGUACUUCUGUAGAGCACAAAGUGAGCUCUUCUAACAGAGUGGGCAUAUUUUAAUUUGUAUACAUUGUGUAUUCGAACCUUUUUCUAGAGUGGCUCUCCUUUAUUUGCAUGCUCAAUUUUGAUUGUAUGCAUAAAUAUUUUAGACAAGUUGAAUUUCAAUUGAAUUUGAACCAAGACUUGUACAUUGUUUAAUAUCCUUCUUUUUGUAAUGGAUUUUUUAAUUCAUGAGGCAUUUUUGUACAUUGUAUGAAUAUUACAAACUGCAAAUAUUUGACAUAUAGAGCAAAUACUAGAUGCACAUGCAUAUGCAUAUAUUCCUCACAGUAUGUAUGUGUAAGCAUACACAUAUAUUUUGUAUUUGCAUUUGCCAGCAUACAGAUAUAUGUCUUAAGCACAUAUAUAACUGUAUUAUAUAUGUAUAUCCAUGUCUGCUGGCAUGCUUUUGGUCAUGUUUCUCUUUCAUGAUCUUGUAGGCUUUUUUUAUUUUAUUUUAUUUCCUCUUUCCUUAAAACAAAUGCUCAUUCUUUGCUACCCUUCUGUUGGCUAGCAGCCUUGAGCACUUAUUAAGAAGAACUACAGUUGAAGUUGUUCAUGUUAUCCAUUGUGUGAAAUAAUAAAUGACUUUAUUGACAGCUCA